This is a messenger RNA of Lutra lutra (Eurasian river otter), 985 nucleotides long. RefSeq names its product myosin light chain 6B (gene MYL6B). The record is from RefSeq and is a predicted model, not a curated record. The transcript is spliced from 8 exons. Gene Ontology annotation, molecular function: calcium ion binding; structural constituent of muscle. Bases 201 to 830 code for a protein of 209 amino acids. Gene Ontology annotation, cellular component: myosin II complex. NCBI's taxonomy places the organism in Eukaryota, Metazoa, Chordata, Mammalia, Carnivora, Mustelidae.
GUCCUCCUCCUGCUAAACAGCUGCGUCUCCCGUGAGCCCGCGGGAACUCGAGGACUACGACUCCCGGCAUGCUCCGAGGCCUCUGGAGUUAACCCUUAGGGGCCCGCAGCCUCCUCCCAGCGCCCCGCCUCCACCCUUACCUGGACCCCGCAGGAGAUGGGUGCCCCCAUCGGCACACUGUCCUUUGGCCACCGGACAUCAUGCCUCCCAAGAAGGAUUUUCCUAUGAAGAAACCGGCAGGACCCUCUAUUGCCAAACCUGCUGCCAAACCCGCAGUUGGGGCCCCUCCAGCCAAGACCAAGGCUGAGCCAGCUCCAGCUGCCCCUCCAGCCCCUCAGAAAACCCAGGAGCCCCCCAUCGACCUCUCCAAAGUGGUGAUCGAGUUUAACAAGGACCAGCUGGAGGAGUUCAAGGAGGCUUUUGAGCUGUUUGACCGAGUAGGGGAUGGCAAGAUCCUGUACAGUCAGUGUGGGGAUGUGAUGAGGGCCCUGGGCCAGAACCCCACCAACGCCGAGGUGCUCAAGGUCCUGGGGAACCCCAAGAGUGAUGAGCUGAAGUCCCGGCGUGUGGACUUCGAGACUUUCCUGCCCAUGCUCCAGGCCGUAGCCAAAAACCGGGACCAAGGCACAUAUGAGGACUACCUGGAAGGGCUUCGGGUGUUUGACAAAGAGGGGAAUGGCAAAGUCAUGGGAGCAGAGCUCAGACAUGUCCUUACCACCCUGGGAGAGAAGAUGACUGAAGAGGAGGUGGAGACUGUUCUGGCAGGACAUGAGGACAGCAAUGGCUGCAUCAACUAUGAAGCCUUCCUGAAGCACAUCCUAAGCGUCUGAGCUCCUACAGGUAGGGCUUCUCCCGCCCCACUCCCCGAGAGAUGCGGUGGGGGUCGGACACCAACCCCCCACCCCCGCGCCUCUCCGGCCGGCGGAAACACGUUCCUGCCACUAGGAGGCCACCUAUUGUUUCCAAAUAAAGAGACUAUUCCUCA